Molecule: messenger RNA, 1274 nt
Organism: Amaranthus tricolor (Joseph's coat)
Lineage: Eukaryota; Viridiplantae; Streptophyta; Magnoliopsida; Caryophyllales; Amaranthaceae
Product: 40S ribosomal protein SA-like
Exons: 5
Coding region: 125-985 (286 amino acids)
Biological process (GO): ribosomal small subunit assembly; cytoplasmic translation
Cellular component (GO): 90S preribosome; ribosome; cytosolic small ribosomal subunit
Molecular function (GO): structural constituent of ribosome
Source: RefSeq, a predicted model, not a curated record
UGACGUACCUCGCUAUUUAUGCAGUUCUUCUCAUUAUAUCAGUUCCCUUUAGGCUCCAGUACUUUGUUUCUCCCCUCUAUUCUCUUCUAACUCCAGCCUUCAAUCUCCAUUGAAGAGAGAAAAAAUGGAGGCAGACGCAGCAAGAGGAUUAUCCCAGAAGGAGCAAGACAUCCAAAUGAUGCUUGCCGCCGAUGUUCAUUUAGGUACCAAAAAUUGUGACUUUCAAAUGGAACGCUACACCCACAAACGCCGCUCUGAUGGUAUUCACAUUAUUAAUGUGGGAAAGACAUGGGAGAAACUUCAUAUAGCUGCUAGAGUUAUUGUUGCUAUUGAGAACCCUCAGGACAUCAUCGUUCAGUCAGCCAGACCAUAUGGUCAGAGAGCUGUACUUAAGUUUGCUCAAUACACUGGAGCCCAGGCUAUUGCUGGAAGGCAUACUCCUGGAACCUUCACCAAUCAACUUCAAACUAGUUUCUGUGAGCCUCGCCUGCUCAUUUUGACUGAUCCACGUACUGACCAUCAGCCCAUCAAAGAAGGUUCACUUGGGAAUAUCCCCACCAUUGCUUUCUGUGAUACUGAUUCCCCAAUGCGUUAUGUUGACAUUGCUAUCCCUGCUAAUAACAAAGGAAAGAACAGCAUUGGGUGUUUGUUCUGGUUGCUGGCUAGAAUGGUUCUUCAAAUGCGUGGUACCAUUCGGAUUGGACAGAAGUGGGAUGUGAUGGUGGACUUGUUCUUCUACAGGGAGCCCGAAGCACCAAAGACUGCCGAGGAGGAAGAUGCUGUAGCUGUUGCUGACUAUGUGGACUAUAAUGCUGCUGCCCCUUUUGCUGCUGAUUGGGGUGAUGCCCCUCUUCCAGAGGGGAUUGCUGCGCCUGAGCCAAUUCUUCCAGUUGCUGGCGAGGUUAUUUCUGCUCCAGGUGCACCAGUUUCAAUCUCUGAUGGUUGGGAAGAGGUUGCUGCUCCACCUGCCUCUGGAUGGCAAUGAGCAAGUUCACAACACAAUUUUGAUCCCUCAAUUUUACUCUUAUUUUUAAAGCUACAUACUUCUUCGGUACAUCUAUAAUUUAGUUGUAGUCAUUCAAGUAAUGUGGUUUAAGUAUUUUUUGCAUGGGAUGAAUUUAUUUUAGUGUUUGUACCUGCAGUAUCAGAUAUAAAUUGGGACUUCAUUUUACCCGGGAUUCUGUUUUAGCCGGUUUAUUUAUCCUUGCUUUAAUGUAUUAUUUGUUUAUUACUAUACGGCUCGUUUGGUAAUACUCUUCACAAGUUAAUGGUCA